Molecule: messenger RNA, 93 nt
Organism: Kuraishia capsulata CBS 1993
Lineage: Eukaryota; Fungi; Ascomycota; Pichiomycetes; Pichiales; Pichiaceae
Exons: 1
Coding region: 1-93 (30 amino acids)
Source: RefSeq, a predicted model, not a curated record
AUGUGGCAGACGAUUUCAAUGGCAAUGAAAUCAGAAUAUGUUCCGUCCCAUUUGAGGACUGCUCUUUCGGGAAUUGCAGGUUCCACUUCGUAA